CAACAAUCCUCCAUCUUACUUACCACUUCAUCGAGGUCAUUCUUGUAGAAUAUCUAGCAAUGACUAUCCGAUUUACAGACUAACAACUGACCACGACUUUCAAGAAAUGUCAUGUAGGAAGUCUCAUAAGAAUUCCCAUCAUGGCUGCAUUCAAUGCAAAUCAAGGAGGUUGAAGUGCGACCAAGAGCAGCCCAGUUGUGCACGAUGUAUGAAGAAAGGCCAAGACUGCACUUACAGACAUCUCAUGUCAUCAUAUAAUCCAUUCGGAGACUACAAUGAUCUUGGAUCAGCACCAGAUUCUUCAACAACAUCAUCUACUAUUGACAUAUCUGCUUCACAGCAAGGCCGCCAAUCCCUCGACCUUACGCCUCGUAUAUACUCGCCAAAGCGAACCCCUUCGAUAAGACCGUCGGAUAUAACCGCCCCACUUUAUAGAGGACCUUUGAUGUUUGACCCAACUACCGAGCAGCUCUUCUACCAUUAUGCCACCGAGGUCUCACCUGUCUUCACGUCCUUGGAUGUACCUGUCGAAGUCUUAUCAAGUUUUCAUAAUGCUGUUAUUCGGCACUCGUUUGAACAUGCCUACGUCUAUCAUUCCAUGUUGACCAUCUCCGCGCUUCAUCUCGCCUCCCUGACACCUGUUCUAACGACUAGUUCUCAAACCCGCUCACCGCACAUUGUUACAGCUUUAACACAUAAAGCAUCCGCUCUAGAAACACUUCGUUCAAUUGUCAAUUCAAUUACUGCUUCAACAUGCGAACCGGCAUUAGCUGCAUCUGGACUUCUUACAGUAUGUGCCUUUGCUAUGCUCCAUGCCGGAGUCGCUUUGGAUAUCAUUGAUCUACUAGCUCAAAUCAUGACCUUAUACAGAGGGACUGUAUCAAUCUUCCGGUUCGGUCGACAGGAUUCUAUUGCGGUCCUUAGUGAUACAAUCCCUACGCUAAGGCAAGCUAUCUUGACAGCUAUAAUAGGCGAACGAGCAUGGCCAAGCGCCGAUUCAGCCGCUGAUAAAGUGCUAGCUGAGAUUCUUGAGCUGAGCGAGGAUAGCGACGACGCUAAGUUUAAAAAGAGCGUUUUACUCGAUGCAGGACUUAAGCUAAAAGUUGCGUUGAGGCGGGUUGCCGGAGCGCGGGGCGUGUACAAUGUGGCAUGCAUGUGGCUUGCUAUGGUACACCCUAUGACCAUCGAAUACAUCAAAGCUCGAGAGCCCUUGAGUCUUAUUCUUCUAGCUCAUUGGGUAAUCGCUCUAAGAUAUAUCAAGCAUAUCUGGUGGGUUCAAGGUUGGCCUGAAAGGACUGUCCAAGCCGUAUGGCAAGAGACUGGAGAACGAUACCCCGACUUGUUCGAAUGGAUUUUCAAAGAGAUGAGAGGCGAAGCUCAAGACGAAGAUCAUUCAAUUCCGAUAGAAGACCCAUCAAUCCCGACUGGUAUUACUGCACCACCGGUAGACUAGUCUUCAAAACGCACGUUCAAUUACACGAUAGCUAAAUCGACCUCUUCGACACGACUUGAAACAACGUUGGCUGCAUGAAUAUUACGUUCGGCCUAUUCACCUCCUGCUCCAUCAAAAUAGAUUUUGUAUCAAAUAUUCUACGAUAAUGACCUGUAUGAUACGGCGACUCGGCCGUUUUCCUCUAAUAGUGAACAGCAACCAGGGUGGUUCCGGUUCCACUUAUUUUCGACCCGUUACCCUUGGUCGAUUGGGUCCUCG
Molecule: messenger RNA, 1711 nt
Organism: Annulohypoxylon maeteangense
Lineage: Eukaryota; Fungi; Ascomycota; Sordariomycetes; Xylariales; Hypoxylaceae
Exons: 2
Coding region: 107-1453 (448 amino acids)
Biological process (GO): regulation of transcription by RNA polymerase II
Molecular function (GO): zinc ion binding; DNA-binding transcription activator activity, RNA polymerase II-specific
Source: RefSeq, a predicted model, not a curated record